UGAUUUCUAGGAAAUUUAUUAAACGCCCGUUCAGAAAGUUUCGCUUUCCUUUCCUUGCCUUUCCCUCUGGUGUGAGUAUAUAUAUAUCUCUCUAAAGCGGUGACUCUGCUCCGGCGUUGCAGUCAUGGCUACCUUUCCCGACGCGUUGUCUAUGUUCGGGCUGGAAGAGGAGCUGACUUGCUCCAUCUGCCUGUGCGUUUUCCAGACGCCGGUGACGACGCCCUGCGGCCACAAUUUUUGCCUGCCUUGCCUGGAGAUGACCUGGAUGGAUGUCGAGGAAACGUUCAGCUGCCCCCAGUGCAGAGCUGCUUUCGAAACCCGUCCUGAGCUGAAGAAAAACACGGUGCUCUGCAAGGUGGUGGAGCAAUUCCAGAUCAGCCAAGAGGGCCUCUUCAAAGGGACGUGCGAGGAGAAGGCGGAGAGCAAGCCGGCCAAGCCGAGGUCUCCCUCCCCAGUGGCCUGCGACAGCUGCCUGGUGGUCGACGCGGCCAAGACCUGCCUCACCUGCAUGGCCUCCUUCUGCCAGGAGCACCUGGGGCCUCACCUGGAGAGCCCGGCGUUUAAGAGCCACCAGUUGGUUCCACUGGUGAAGGAACUUCAGCAGAAGAAGUGUCAGGCCCACAGCAAGCUCCUGGAGUUCUUCUGCCAGGAGCAUGGAGUCCCCAUCUGUUGUUUUUGCCUGGUUUCUCACAAGACCUGUUCCACGACCCCACUAAAAGAGGCCAAGGAAGCGAAGGAGUUACAGCUGAAGAAGAGAUUAACAGAACUCUGUGACUUGAAUGACAAGGCUUCAAAGUCCAUGGAACAAGUACGAGCGCAGCAAAAGCAACUCAGCAAUACCACUAGUCGGAAGUUGGAUUUGCUGAAAUCAGAAUUCCUAGAAAUAGUAGCUUUAAUUCGUGAAGAAGAAAAUAAUUGUUGGAAGAAAAUCAAAAUAGAAGAAAAAAAGGUCCUGGAUAAAUGUGAAUUUGUCCAUACAGUCCUGGGUAAGAAGAAGAAUGAAAUCCAGAGGGAGAGAGAUGAACUUGAAGUGACCUUGGCAGAGAUGGAUGACAUCACAUUUUUAAAGAGAGCAACAAAACUGCGACAGAUAUCCUUCAGCGAUGUAUUUAUUCCCAAAAUAGAGUUGGAUCAAAAUCUGCUAGGCACUGUUCAUCAGAAAGCCUGUAGCCUCAAAGAAGUUACAACACGAUUUUUGAGUAUAACUCAGGAAGAGAAAAAAAAAGAAGGGCCACAGUGGAAACCGAAACCAGAAACUCUCACAUUACAACCAAGAGAAUUUAGAUCUAAAGGGCCACAGUGGAAACCGAAACCGGAAAAUCCCACAUUACAACCAAGAGAAUUUAGAUCUAGUAAUCCCGGCACUUUUGUACUCCCAUUGAAGACACCCGUGGUGGAAGAGGUAUGCCCAGGAGCUGCAGGAAAAACUAGGCAGAGAAGUCGGCCUGCCAAGCGGCCGGAAAGUCCCAAGCGGAGAGCACAAAGCUGCAGCAAAAUGGAGACAAAGAGUGAAACAAUAACCGUUGAUACUAUUUUAACAAAACCAAGAGAGGAGCUUCUGGAAUUUGCUACACAAUUUACUCUGGAUCGCCACAGUGCUCAUAAAAAUAUUGUAAUACUGGAGAAAUGUACCAAGAUGUCUGUCACGGAAACGGUACAGGAUUACAAACAGCACCCUCAGCGAUUUUUAAGCUUCUCCCAAGUGGUUUCUUUCCAGUGUUUCAAGAAGGGAAUCCAUUACUGGGAAGCUGACCUGGAGAACAACAGCUUCUGUGCUGUCGGCAUCUGUUAUGGUAGCAUCCCAAGAAAGGGGCCGAAAAGCCGCCUAGGACGCAAUAAUAGCUCCUGGUGCAUUGAAUGGGUCAAUAAUAAGGUCUCAGCUUGGCACAAUGAUAAAGACACAUCUCUGCCCAGCAGCAAAGCAACGAAGAUUGGUGUCCUUCUAAAUUAUGAUGGGGGUUUUGUUAUUUUCUUUGGUGUCACCGAGAAAAAAAUCUUCCCGCUUUAUAAAUUCAAAAUAGAAUUCACGGAAGCUGUCUAUGCUGCAUUCUGGGUGUUUUCUAAUGGAGCCACCAUUUCACUCUGCCAGCUGAGGUCAUAACAGGCUGUGCAAAAUGGCUUUGAUUCCCCCACAAAGGCAUGUACCCACACGCUAUGAUCUUGCCUUUCCACAGGUUCUCCUCUUGAAUGAAGUUACAAAAAAUGUUUUAAGCUCUGUGCUUGCUUUUUGGAAAAUUCUGGGGUUCUUUGAUCAAUAUUUCAGUCCACUAACCGAGUGGCAAACUCAAUGGGGAAACUUGCCUAGAGGGUUUUUAGUGGACCAAAUCUAUCAGGCUUACUGUUUGUCUCAUACCUCUGAGGUCUAAGCCAUAAUGAGAUAUGAGUAUAUAAAGGUCUUCUUGGAACAGAAGCUUCCUUCAUUUCAUCUCAUGCUCUACUAUAGAAUAAGAAAUGCAGAAAAUAAAAUUCAUGCAUUUUCAGUGACCCAGUUGUUAACUUCCGCACAGGCUGCACUGUUAACAGCUUUGAUUUGCUUCUCUUUGGGGUGAGCACUCCUCACUUUUCAUGGCCUGAAAAUUUCAGUGGUGCUCUCUUAACCUGCAUAGAAUUUGCUACCACAUUUGGCUGUAUGAGCAGUGAGCUCUAAAGGUCUCAUUUUUCAGAUUACUGAAAACAAGUCUGUGCUGGGAGACGAUGAAUCUUUUCCAUUCUUCUACCAAACACCAUGGAAAAAAGGGAAAGUGGUACUUUGCUACUUGGAGGAAAAGUGAUAAUAAAAAGACAGUAUUUUCAUUUGUGGAGCUCCUUUUUAAGACCCUGUUCCAUGGAUUUCUUUUCCUUCCUACCCUCUUUUCAGAUGCUCUGAAUAUGUGGGAAAGGCCAUUUUGUGCCAUUUGAUAAAACAGUUCUUCAGAAUUAUAUUUACUUAAGCUAUGUACUUAAUUAUAUGUUCCUCAAUAACUGUCGAAUAGCUUUGGACAACGUUCUUCAGGCAAGUUAGGCCAUGAAUAUCCUUGGCCAUGCUUGCCGAGAGGAAGUGGUUUAAAAAGAUGGUCAUCUGCUUAACCCAUCUAUCCAUGUUGAACAUAGUUCUUUGAUCAAGGUUGAUUAAGAUGAUGAUGUAUGUUCCUGUUCCUUGAAGGGCUACGUACCUUCACAAUGAUGUUACCUUCACAAUGAUGUUCUAGUGGAAGAUUAGGUAUAAUGUCUGCAUCUAAUCUUCUAGACUUUGUUCCGCUUGCCACUGCUUGAGGUAAUUAGAUUACUCUUAAUUCCCUGGAUGCUAUUCACUGAGCAUAGCCUUUGAUCACAUUUGGUGGUGGAACCAUGUGUUGAAGAUCAUUUAAAGGACUUCCAUUAAGUGUACAAAACCAUUCAGGGUGCCAUCUUUAAUUUCUGUCUGGAAGCUUCCCAACUGGCAUUUCAACUUCAGUAUGUCUUCUGUUUUCUUUUUAAAAAAUGAGCAGUAGACUGGGACGAUCCACAGAAAUUGGAAGGGAAUGGUUUAGGAAACCCAGUUUUAGACUUCUGAUCGUUUUCAUCCUUGGACAGGGGAGGCACCUAGUGGCACAUGGUUCUGAGAAUUGCACAUCUGAGCCAUUGAGUACUUUGCUAAGCUUCCUCCUUCAUUAGAGGUAUUCUAAUUGGCAUUAAGAAGGAUCCAUAACACGAAUGUAGUGGCUUAUGGCACUGUCAGUUUUCAGAAAUACUUCUGCUAAAAAGUGGAAGGAGGUAUCCAUAUGAUAGAAGUAAAUAAACUACAGUUUUGGCAAAUCUAGAUUUCUGCAGGACGUAAUUUGAGAUAAAAGGGCAGUCUGACUGUAGCAUUCUGAUUCAGUUGUAGGUUUAUGAUCGAGUAAAGGACCCAGUCUCAGGAUACCACUUGUUUUCUAAGUAUGUCUUUUAUGCCAUAUUAUUUGAUUUUGAGAAAUGUUUUAAAAGUUAAAUUACGGCGGCAUUAGGGAAAAGGUGCUCUGGAAGUUACUGAAGUGGAAUGGACCACUACAAAAAAAUAAAAUGAAUAUUAUCCAUUCCUUACGGUAACAUGGGAAAAAAGGCUAAGUAGUGAUACAAGGUACAAAGCAAAAAUAAGAACAGAAGAGUUCGAUGAAGGAAAGACAAUUUAUAUUGAGAUCUUAGCUAUAAGAAGAGGGAAAAACAUGGCAUGAGAACCUGUGGCUUCUUCUGCAAUGUAACACGUUUCUUGAAGGGAAUGUGUGUAUACUAGGAUUGUACUUCAGAGCCUUGCAUAGUUUCAUGUUUCUCUUCAUGAAAAUGAGCUUCCUGGCUUUGGGGGUUUUUUUUGGUUCUUGAGAGUGUGUGCUCCCAUAGGAAGUAUCAAUGAAGCAUUCUUUUAACAAAUCAACACUUAGAUUUAGACACUUAUUUGUAAUUUUUUUUAAAAAAACCACAAAUCCUAAGACAGCGUGUAUCCAGUCUCUUGUUAUCCAAAUUCUGUGUGGUUAGCAUUCACUGUGGUGUCUUUGCUGGUAUCUAAAUGUCUUUAGGUUGUGGUUACAGUAGGUGACUCUAAUUAAUAUUGAAGUCUUAAUGAUUAUACUGGAAUCACCUAAUCGAUCUUGAACUAUCUCUGGGAUCCUUUAAGAAUCUCUUUAGAUAGUUUGUUUUUUUCUUUAACAUAUUUAUCCAGGCACAAUAUUGUCCUUUGGCUAAAAGUUGAUUCUUAGCCUUUGUUUCUUGUGUUACAAACCAGGCUUCUUUCUGAUCAGCCCCAAAUAAUGUUUUAUCUUAUGGCAAGUCAGCUCUUGGGAUAAUGUCAGUGGGUAGAAUCGAAGCUUAGUGAAGCAUGUUACUUUUCCCCGGGUUUUAACAGAAGAUAGCCAAAUCUCAUGCUUUCGCUUUGAAAUUGUGUGUUGUUUGGUUCUGUAUCUCCAGUGAUCAUAUUUGUAUUAUUACAUCAUUAACUCGCUAUGUAUCCUGUGGCUUAAUAUUUUUUGCUAAGCUUUUUGGAGAUACAGGCGAUGUAUCUAUCACAAGCAAUUUUCACAAUAACAAAACUUUGGGGAAAUGGUUUCUGUGGGACCUUUGUAGAAAAUUGUUCAGCUUGCUAUAUUAUGGUGUGUUAUCGUGACAGUAACAUAUACAGAUUUAUGAGGCAGUUUGUGUUUUUAUUUUGCACUGUAAGAAAAAAAAACUUUUGUAGUUUGCAUUAACAAAUUGUAGCCUCAAAAUCUCAAGAUAGUGAAGCUGUUAUUUCUGCUGAAGUCUUUACCUUGCUUAAUUAAGAAUCAGCCUGUUGUCUCCCUAACUUUUUAAAGUUAAUGCGAUGAAUCUCAUUGCCUGUCUUUUAAUGAAUAAGUACUUGUUAAAUUAAAAUUAAUAAAGUUUAUCAUGGUUU
Messenger RNA from Ahaetulla prasina, 5359 nucleotides. It is a transcript of the gene TRIM25, whose product is annotated as tripartite motif containing 25. The transcript is spliced from 10 exons. Gene Ontology annotation, molecular function: protein binding; zinc ion binding. The record is from RefSeq and is a predicted model, not a curated record. Bases 125 to 2101 code for a protein of 658 amino acids. NCBI's taxonomy places the organism in Eukaryota, Metazoa, Chordata, Lepidosauria, Squamata, Colubridae.